AUGGGAAAGUUCGUUAUUCUGUCGGCGCUACUGAUCACUGCAAUGGUGUUUGCGGAUUCCUGGGAUAACUGCAGCCGUCCCAUUGACGAUUUUGCACCUGCCAAAAAAUCUGAGUACGAAGUGAGUCAACCGGUUUUUCAAAGUAACUUUAUAUAGCGAGAUAUAUAGCGAGAAGAUCAAAAAAAUUUUCUUUAACUAUGUAUGUACGUAUAUGAGUGUCAUUUGGAACAGAAUAGUAAACUGAAACUGCGUUCCAAAUUUCAGCCCAUGUUGACUAUUUUGCGCGAAGUUAUACGUUUUGGCCAGAAUAAGGAACUUUUUCCCAAAAAUUAUUGAAAUUUACACUACCUAGCGUUCAAACCAGUGCCUUUCCGGCAAUUAGCCUCCAAUUUUUCAGUGGAUCAGCCGCACCGCAUUGGAGCUUUUCAAAAUGAACUUUACGCACUCCGAAGAUUUCGUUAUUGACGAAGUCUUGGACGCGGGACACAAAACCAAGCCGGAUAGCACCUCUGCCUACAGGGUCUCCAUGUUCCUCAACACCACCGAUCCCGACCGGAUGUUUCAGCGUCUCUGCACCAGACUGUAUAUAAAUUAUGUUUCCGACAAGGCGGUGGCGCAAGACAUCCUAGGUUGUUAAAUAAGAGUUUUUUACAGUUAGUUGGGAAACAAACUUUUAUAUGAAGGCUUUUUGCACGACAGUAACUCAGGGUAAAGAAAGCUAAUGCUAGUCAUAACUAAAAUCAGAAAAAGUGGAGAUACAUAUUGCAAGUCUUCGCCAAUUCUCCGCCGAGCCUCCGACGAGCCUUCGCCGAUCAUCCAACGGCUUUUCCAGGCCUUAUAGCAGCUGAAACGAAGCCACACGCUCAAGUCGCCAAGGGCUUUGCCGGCUUCUUCAAUGGCCUUACCGAUGAAAUCAAGAAGAUUCUGCUAAAACAAAUGGAUAACAUGGAUGAGACAAUGAAGAAGGUCCUUGAAAGAGCAAAGAAGUUGAAGUAA
Molecule: messenger RNA, 996 nt
Organism: Bursaphelenchus xylophilus (pine wood nematode)
Lineage: Eukaryota; Metazoa; Nematoda; Chromadorea; Rhabditida; Aphelenchoididae
Source: the annotation of a GenBank genome assembly